Camponotus floridanus (Florida carpenter ant) is the source of this 2404-nucleotide messenger RNA. It is a transcript of the gene peng, whose product is annotated as pumilio homolog 3. The record is from RefSeq and is a predicted model, not a curated record. Gene Ontology annotation, cellular component: nucleolus. The coding region runs from base 266 to 2239 and encodes 657 amino acids. Gene Ontology annotation, biological process: regulation of translation. Lineage: Eukaryota; Metazoa; Arthropoda; Insecta; Hymenoptera; Formicidae. The transcript is spliced from 3 exons. Gene Ontology annotation, molecular function: mRNA binding.
GAAUAAGCCUAUAGCUUGUGCAGUGCAGGUGCAUGAAAAUACCGCAUGGUGUAAUUUUGGAUCUUGUAGACGAUCGCAAAGCUGGAACCUUCUAUGAAGCAUUCUUUAGAUUAUUAUUCAAAUGUCUUGUAUCGUCAUUUUUUAUUCAUAUCUUGUGUUAAUAGUCCACAUUAAGUUGCUUUGCUACUCUUCUUAAGACAAAUUUGAUUGAAGAUCACAUUUUGCGCAUUAAGAGGUUAGUUUAGAUUAAGAACUCCAUUUAAAGAUGAAGAGAACAGCAAGGAAUUUAGAUACUGACAAUUUAAAAACAAAAAAUGGUAUAGAAACAACAAAUAGCGAAAAGAAGAAAGUGAGAUUUGAGAAGCCUUUAGAUAAUAAACCUACAGGUAAUAAUGUAAAGGCAACUCUUAUAAAGAAAAGCUCAAAGGGAAAAAACUGCAGAGUGGCAAAUAAUACUGCAAUAACUAAGAGAAUAGAUUCGUUAGAAAAUGCAUUUAAACAAAAUAUUAAAAGCAAGGAAUCAGAAAACUCGAAAGGAAAAAGUGUCCAAUCUGCCAGAAAUAACGCAACAACUGAAAAAACAGAUUGGCUCAAAUUGAAAAAGGAAAGAAAAGAGCUCAGACAGAAACGCAGAGCUAAAAAAUUGAAUAAUGACACAAUAUUUGAUAAAAUUAUACAAGCUAAACAGAUUAGCGAGAAGUUACGUAGAUUAGAUUGCACAUCGCAGGAUCGAAUAAAAUUAACUCAGAGUUUACAUGAAAUGUUGAAGAAUCACUACAGCAACGUGAUAUUUACACACGAUAUGUCAAGAAUUAUUCAAUGCAUGAUCAAAUACUGUGAGGCAAAUGUUCGACAGGCUAUAUUUCAUGAAAUAAAACCAUUCAUUGUUCAGAUGUUGCAAUCAAAAUAUGCAAAAAACUGCAUUAGAAAUAUUUUAAAACAUGGUUCGCGAGAUAUUAAGAAUGACGUUAUCAAUACGUUUUACGGUAAUAUCGUCAAACUAAUGAGUCAUAAUGUAUCUGCUCCUCUCGUCGAUUUCACAUACUCUACUUGGUGCACAGACGUCGAUAAAUUAUACUUUAAGCAAGAAUUUUAUGGAGACAUAUAUAAGCAGGCAAAAGAGAAAGACGUUAAAUCAUUAUCGGAUGUAUUCGAAAAUGCGAAAGAUAUGAAAAUGGCUACAUUAUCUGCCGUAAAAACGAAUUUGAUUAGGAUUUUAAAUAAAGGUCUGGUUAAUUCUACUCUACUGCAUACAAUUUUAUGGGAAUUCUUCUGUGUGUGUUCGAUAGAAGAUAGAAAUGAAUUGAUAGUUAUGCUGCGAAGUUUCAUUGUGAUGCUAUCACGAACGAAAAUAGGAGCGAAGAUUGCUGUGCAAUGUAUAUGGCAUGGCAAUAAUAAAGAUAGAAAAGUUAUUAUGAAAACUCUAAAAGGGAAUGUAAAGACGAUUUGUAUGUCCGAACACGGUUACAUAAUAUUAUUAGCGCUUUUCGAUUCUAUAGAUGACACAGUUAUAAUGAAGAAAAUAAUAUUGGUCGAAUUGCAAGAAAAUUUAACAGAUAUUGCAGAAAAUGUGUAUGGAAGACACGUAAUAUUGUAUCUCGUGGCUAGAAGAGACUCUCAUUAUUUUCCGCCAAGUAUUGUAGAAUAUUUACGUCAAGGCGACAACAAUUCGAUAAGCAAGAAACCAGCCGAUAUUAGGAAAAAAGAACUUUUCGAAGCGAUUCGCGAUCCACUUCUUGAUGCUAUAAACGCAAAUACAGUUACGUGGUUAUCCGGCAGUGCUAUAGCUAUGGUUACUUUAGCGGUAUUAAAAGUAGCAUCUGGGGAGAAACUUGUAUCUGCAUUCAAAUCGAUUGCCAAGCUUAUCGUCGAUGUAAAUUGGAAGAUCAAGGAAAAUGAUAGGGAGUAUAGUUUGAUCGAACAUCCUGGGUUGCAUGUGAUGUUGAAGAAACUUAUUCAAAAUGAUAAGGAACUAUUGAAAGAGGAUGAACCUACUUUUGGUAGAAUAUUGCUAUUACAUUUAACAUUAGAAGAUCUCCAGAAAUGGAUAGAAUUUAACAGAGCUUGUUUCUUAUUAAUUAUGCUCAUAGAGACCCAGCCUGCAAAAGUUGUAUAUAUGUUGCUAUGCCAAUUAAAAACGCUUCAGGAAAAUCUCGAAUCGAAACAGAGCCCUGGAAAAUCAAUAUUGUUAAAAAAAUUGAAAGAAACAUAUGAAGAAUUGAAAAAACAAUAUGAAUAAUUAGUAUAAUAUUCAUACACAUAUAAAGAUGGACUGAAGAUCCAUUGGCCAUUUUUUAAAUUAAUCAUAUUAUUUUGUCCGUUUUGAAUAUAUACAAUGCAUAUAAUAAAAAAAAUAUACAGCAUACCUCUAGUCUAUCUUUAUACUUAUGGUCAUCAUAUUGUG